Messenger RNA from Paramuricea clavata, 14954 nucleotides. The record is from the annotation of a GenBank genome assembly. Lineage: Eukaryota; Metazoa; Cnidaria; Anthozoa; Malacalcyonacea; Plexauridae.
AUGCUUCUUUCAGUUCCUCUCGCACCUCAAAAUGUUACAGUAUGGCCAUUGUCCUCCACGAGUCUCUCGCUAAAGUGGUCAAAACCUUCAAAAAACCCAAAAAGUGGUUCAAUACUUGGCUAUAGCGUUGUUCUACUUGAUCUAGUCACUGGUACAUCGCACAAUUUCACAAACUAUACCGAAAAGUACGCUUUGAUAAAUGAUUUAAAAGAAUAUCACAAUUAUUCAGUGAAAGUCGCAGCUUUUACAGCCGUUGGUCAGGGAAUGUUUACUCCUUGGAUUCGUACAAGAACUUUAGAAGAUGGUAAGUGUCGUAGUGGAUGAUUUUCAGUGUCGUAUUAGAUACGCAAAUUUAUAUACAUUCUUAAACCCACCUGACCAGAAGCAAUUGCAAAAAAUGCAACUUUAGGUCCUUGGCCAGGAAUUGAAUCUGCGGCCUCGAUUCCUGCCAGACGGUCUAAAGUUAUAUUUGUCGCAAUUUCCCUUGUUUAGGUCCAAUAAUGUAUAUAAAUUUGCGUUCAAAUAUUUGAGUAAUCCAUUUACAAAAACCAUCUAUCUCUGCAUCUAAAGCAUCUACAUCUAUUCUGGCAAUUGAGUGAGAUGCCCCAAGAUCUCUGUAUUGUAUAUUAAUAAUUAAUAAUUUAUGUAGCAGAUUUUUUCUGGUGAAAUGAUCAAAUGCGUCUCGUAGUGCUCGUAUACUGAUCUUUUAAAUAUAUGCUCAGUUGUGGGUUUUUUACAGCAUCAGAUCAAUUUAAUAUAGGAUACGUACAACACCUUUUUACCCCCUUUGUAUGAUCUAAGUACCUAACCACGUUUUAACUCCAUAGUGAAACAUAUAAUAUCACUUUAUUGUUAGCCAUAUUCAAUAACACGCACUACAGUCUACAUCCGCAUGAUGUAACCGUGCUUAACCCAGCAGCGUGCUUAGCCCACAACAUGUACCACUACUGUCUGAUCUAACUGUACUUUCCAAACAAAAUGAAAUAUUUCUAAGGUAGCGCUCGUUCAGGUACACACACUAUCUCUGCAUGAUCAAACUAUGUUUAACACUAAUCCAUGAGGAUAUGCACUAAUCCACGUUUUGUUCCCUUUCAUAGUCCCCUCUGGUGUUCCAGAAAAUCUCACCGUUACAGAAACUUCUAGCUUUUCGCUUCUGGUUACUUGGACAGCAAUACCGAAAGUAGAUAGGAACGGUGUUAUCCUGGGUUAUGUUUUGACAAUCCUUGAUCAUCUGACAAGUCAGAAUGAGACUGUGAUACUGAAUGGAUUUAACCAGUUCAUCUAUAAGAAGAAUGAUAUUAAGAAGUAUUACAGUUAUUUAAUAACCAUUGCUGGUCGAACAUCUGUUGGUGUUGGUGUUAGUAGUGAGGAGAGCUCGGUUGAAAUCUCAAACUUAGGAAAAGGUGAGUGACUCUUUUAUCUUGAUGGCGGUGGUAGGUAUUGGAAUUUUGACGGUGAAUAUGAUGAUGGUGAUGAUAGUAGCGAUCAUGAAAAUAAUGAUGAUGGUGGUGAUGGCGGGUGGUGGUGGUGAUGGUGAUGGUGAUGAUGGUAAUGGUGAUGAUGGUAAUGAUAAUGUUCGUUGUGGUAAUCGUGGUGGUGAUGGUGAUGAUGGUAAUGGUGAUGGUGGUGGCGAUGGUGAUGGUGGUGGUGAUGGUGAUGGUGGUGGUGGUGGUGAUGGUGAUGAUGGUAAUGGUGAUGGUGGUGGCGAUGGUGAUGGUGGUGGUGAUGGUGGUGGUGAUGGUGAUGAUGGUAAUGAUGAUGGUGGUUGUGGUGAUUACGGUAGUGAUGGUGAUGAUGGUAAUGAUGAUGGUGGUUGUGGUGACGGCGAUGACAGUGGUUGUGAUGAUGGUUUUGGUUGUAGUUGUUGUAGUGAUGAUGGUGUUGAUGUGAUGAUGGUGCUGAUAGUAUAGUGGUUGUGGUGAUAAUGAUGGUGAUGCUGAUGUGGUGGUGAUUGUUGUGGUGAUGAUGAUGGUAUUGUUGAUUAUACUGCAAUGAUAGUGGUGAUUAUAAUUGUGGUGACUAUGAUAAUUGAUUAAUUGUGAUAUGAUUUCUAGCAGUUUUACUUUAAUAUAUUCAUUUGUCAUAUAAUUAAAAUGCUUUAAAUUUUGAUUCUUAAAGCUCAAUUUCUUUUAUAGUACCUCCUCCUCCACCACAGAACAUCUCAGUGACAGCCAUCUCAUCUACAUCGCUCAGGGUGACAUGGUCUGUUGUUAUGCUUGAGCACUUUCAUGAUGUUCUACAGUAUUAUGUAAUCCAUCUCAAGGAUGUGUUUGAGAACACUACGCAAUAUUUUUCCCCUCGUUUUAAUACGACACAGUUCGUUUUCGAGAUGGAUGGAUUGAAGAAAUACUAUAAGUAUGUCGUCAGUAUGGCAGUGCUGUCCACAGGUGGUACCAGCGAAUACAGUCCGUGGAUUGGAGUUACUACUUUGGAAGACAGUAAGAUAUACCAAUUAUAAUUCCGACCUUAAAGCCGAGAGGAUUUUUUUAUCAAAGUUGUGAAUUUCCUGCAUUUAGAAAUUGAACAUUUUGUAAUGCGCUUUUAUUACUUUUUACAACUUCAUCCUCCUUGUUGUGAAACAACGUUUGCUCUGUAUCACAAGCAUGAAUGAAUUGGUGUUGUUCCUAUUGAUAUAUAUACACAUUAUCAAUGUAACAACAAACUGUUCCGGAUAAUAUAAGUUGAUUGUAAUUGCCUGUGCAAGAAUGAAAUAAAGUAUGAAAAGAAAUAAAAUCCUCAUGGCUAAUUUUGAAAUAUUUCCUUUCCAGCACCUUCCUUUGCACCAAGGUAUCUGUUUCUAAAGUUGUCCCAAACACUGACCUACAGCUUGGUAUGGUCACCAUUAAACCGCACUGGAUGGUGUGGUGAGCCUAAAGGCUACAGUGUAUCCUAUGGCUUACAAAACAUAUCCACAGUAAACUACACUACCGUGAAUGUCUCACAUAUAACGGACCAAUUCUGGUUGGCCAAAAAUUUGACACGUUUUGUCGACUAUAAAGCGUAUGUGGCAGCAUUUACAACCGUUGGCGUUGGACCGAGAGUUUGGCGAAGAUUUUAUUUGAAUGACGGUGAGUCUGAAUCCUGAUGGUACUGGCGCAUGUGUUUUUCAUCUUUGCAUAAGGCACAUCUUUCGAUUCCCGCAAUAUACAAUACGUGUAUCAAACAGGGGCGGAUCUAGCCUCGUCUGCAAGAAGAAGUGUAGGUUUUCCAUGGGGUGGUGCAUGAGAGAGCCUUACUGCCCACUUUCCUCUGUAGUCUGUAACCCAACAUUACCAUUAUUUGAGAUGGCCAAAUCUGCAUGUUCGCCGUUCUGUUACGUUUUACAUUAUCUUUUGUUUAUACUGUUUAUAUCGGCUUUUUAUCACGUAUGCGCGUGACUGGACAGUUGCGAAUACGGGCAUUUAGAAAGUUUUUUUUAUAGUUUAGGUUUCCUGCCUUACCCUCUGUAGUGUCACUGGACCAAUUAGAGAUGGAACGUUUAGUUUAGAUUUCCUUCUUUUUGUAUUGCGUUUUGUAUUGAAAGUCUUGCAAUUGUCUAAUGUCUUUACAGUGCCUACAAGUUCUCCAGAGAUUCAAUCCAUUAAAACGAUCAAUUCAACAACUCUGAAAUUACAAUGGUCUCGCAUUCCAAAGAAGCACGGUAUAGCAGAAGGAUAUGCAAUACGGGUUCAGUGUCUUGCCUGUCGCGGAAUAUUUGCAGAACCGAAGACAUUUUAUAUUUCUGCUCGCUCUCAUCAUGCCAUACUUAGUGGAUUGAGAAUUUACAGCAACUACAGUGCGGAAAUUGCUGCGUAUAACAAGUUUGGAGAGGGAAACUUCGGUUAUCCUGCGUUUGCUAGAACAGACGAAUCUGGUAGGCUACUAGGCUUUAAUAAACUUCAUUAGUUGAUUGAUCGACCAGCUGUAUUACAAAGGCGGAUCUAGCCUCAUCUGCAAGGAGAGGUACAGGUUUUCCUUGAGGUGGUGCAUGAGGGAGCCUUACUGCCCAAUCUCAUCUGAAGUCCGCAAUGCUACUAUCUCAACAUUACCAUUAUUUGAGAUGGGUCAAUCUGAUGCCUGAUUUGGAGUUUUAGAAAUAUUAUAGGUCUACACUCAACUCGGGUUAUCCAAUCCACAUAAGGAUAACAAGUUGGGAAACUGGUUUUAAAGCAAGAUGCUAACCCGAUGGCAAUCACAGCCAGUUGCGUGUCCGCUGAGGUAGCAUGCAGUGCCGUGAUGCGAGCCCGCGUAUACAUCAGUGAAGAAAUGGGAAAGUAUGAGAAUUUUUUUGUUCACCAUUUUACCAUUCGUGGUACAGUACACAUAGUCCACAAUGGCAAUUUCAUUGCCAAGAUCCAGCCUCACUGUCCCUCCCCCUCCUGAAAGUCGAGGGCUUCUCAUGGACCCCAGGCGAUAGCUAAUGAGAAUUCAUGCUUAUUUUAGCUCCAAAAGCAGCACCAGAAAAUGUGUCUUCAUUUAGCACGGGUCCAAACAAUCUAACAGUAUUCUGGUUGGGUUUGAACAAUACUUGGGGAGAAAUAAAAUACUACCGUGUCCACCUCUACACAACAUCAAGGAAAAUGGGAGUUUUGAAUACAGAGAAGAAUUACCUUACUUUUACUGGACUGAACAAAAGCACGGUGUACGAGUUUGAAGUUCAAGGAGCGACAAGCAAAGGCGAGGGUCCUCUCUCGGUCCAAACCAGUGGUCGAACUCUUUUUGGAGGUAUAGAAUAUUUCAGCAUCAAUUACAUUCUAUUAUAUAAAAAGAUUAAACCACAUUUACCGCCUGGAAUAACUGAAGAGCUAAGCAUUCACGUGUAGAAAUAUGAAGUAUGAUAAACAAAAAAGUGAUUAAUAUCCAUAUCAUUAAUAGGUCAGGGAACAUUGUUUCCUAGCCAUGUUUCGUGAGGGUGGACAACCAAAGAAACGUUAAGCAGACUUGCUACAAGAACAAAAAUCUCACAUCUUGUAGCAAGUCUGCCAACAAGUCGUCAACAAGUUGUGUUCGCACUGCUUGUCCCAAGUUGUCAACAAGUUUGGAACAAGCUGUUAACAACUUGCGACAACCUUGUUGAUAUUAUCAGACUUGUUGCAAGGUUAUGUCGUCAACCUUGUAACAUUCUUGUUAUAUCAUGACUGUAUCAGACUUGUUAGAACAACCUUGUAACAAGACUGAUAAUGCCAUCAAGCUUGUUACAAGUUGUUAACAGCCUGUUCCAAACUUGUUACAACAUCUAGGAACAAGCAGUAAGAACACAACUUGUCGACAGCUUGUGAACAGAUUUGUAACAACAUGUUUGCAGACUUAUAUUAACUGUGGUAGAAGAACACACAGAGUAACAUUUUUUCCUAAUAAAAAAUAAACUGUUAUUUUUCAGAUCCUCAAGUUUGUCUUUCAAAUAUUUCUCUUUUCGACGUCACUUCAAAGAGUGUGGAGAUCACGUGGCAAGCUUUGAAUUCGGACCUAGUCCCUGGCGGCCUCGCAUCUUACGAGAUUCUCUACCGAAUUGAUCACGUGAGAUUUUCACGUGACGUGCAUGUGACAAACACGAGGUCUACCCACACUGCUUUUCGUCUUGGGGGACUGGAGGAGAGUAUGACUUACUGGAUAUCUGUAAGGGCGUCUAUUGAUGCAUCCGUUAGGAAUUAUGAGAUUCCGCAAUGUCCUGAAUAUAAUAUGACCACAAAGGAUGACGGUAAGGGAAAUAAAAGGCUGGUACACACGUAAAAAUCUCACAUCUUGUCGUGUUCGCCCCAGGCUUGUAGCAAGCUUGUAAACAGGUUGUGACAACGCUGCUAUUCUAUCAAGUUACUGCAAGGUUGGCACUCACAACUUGUUGACAAGUUGUUGAAUUGCAAGAAGAUAACAAGUUUGUUGAGAUCAACAACUUUGCAGCAACUUGUGGACAAGCCGCUAUCAACAACAAUUUUGUAUCGUGGAAAGUUGUUGUAACAAGUUUGGAACAAGCUGUGAACAACUCGUCACAAGCUUGAUGGCAUUAUCAGACUUGGUACAAGGUUGUUCUAUCAAGUCUGAUACAAUCAUGAUAUAACAAGAAUGUUACAAGGUUGACGACACAAGGUUGUAACAAUAUUGUUACAUCAUGACUGUAUCGGACUUGUUGGAACGACCUUGCAACAAAUCUGAUAAUAUCAACAAGAUUGUUACAAGUUGUUCACAGCUUGUUCCAAACUCGUUGACAACUUGGGACAGGCAGUGCGAACACAACUUGUUGACGGUUUGUUGGCAGACUUGCUACAAGAUGUGAUAUUUUUGCGUGUGUAUACGUGUAAUUAAUUUAUGGUUGUAAGCUUGGUUAAGUUAUUUAUGUGCUGACAUAAUUUCACUUCAUGUUUAGUUCCCGAUGCACCACCUUUAGAGGUUUUCGAAGGCUCGGUUACAUCCACUAGCGUCACAGUAAGGUGGAAAGCCAUACCAUUCGCCCACAUGAAUGGCAUAUUACUGGGUUACCGUCUGAAUUACUCCAUGACAACCCGGAGUCCCAUCUCUAGAAUCAAGAAAGACAUUAGCAGAAACGACAACCAAGUAUACAGCGUCACUGUUGGCCCUGAUAAAAACAGUUAUAUUAUCGAAAGUUUAAAGAUGUUUACAAAAUACUCGAUAACAAUUGCUGGUUACAAUGAACAGGGUGUUGGACCUUAUAGUCAAUUUGUGAAUAUCUUAACUGCAGAGGAUCGUAUGUGAAAAUAUUUUACAAAUUUGCUCUAAUGCUUUAGCAGUCCUUGCAAUUUUAAAAAAAUAUCUUAGACAAAAAAAUUGCGAAGUCGAUAUUUUACAAUUCGGCAGCAAUUUUCCCCCAUAAUAACUAUCUUAAUAAAUUAUUAGAAACAUUAUUAGAUCAUUAAUAGAUCGUUAGAUUUAUAGAUUAUCAUUAUUGAAGAUUAAUAGAUUAUUAGAAGAUUAAUAGAUUAUUUGAAACUUGAAAUACUGAUGUAUUUUAAAUGAAAGGAAAUUCACUUGGAUGUCUUCAAUAGAUUCCUUUACAGCAUAUAGUAAAAUGUUUUAAAAUAACCACUGGCAAAAAAUGUCCGUCGAUAGUUGAACAUCUCUAAUACGAUUACUUUCCAAUGUCCGGAUACAUUUUCAAUAUCCGCCAUUUUUGAGGUACUGUCUUCCCACGUCGGAGAAUCCAGAGAAUCUAAACAAUGUGAAUAGCAAAGUUGUAACUAUACCAUUAAGGUGCAGACACACCGGACGCGAUUCGCAACGCGACGCGAUUUUUUAGUUUUUGAAGUAAUAUAUGAACAACUAGAGCGAGUGUUUCACCGGGAUAUCCAAACACGAGAAAACAAUUGAAUCGAAACGUAACAGAAUAUUUUCGUUUGCUGAUUUGAAUGGAAUUCUUAACCAAGCAUAACGUAAUUAGGAAUUCUAUUCAAGUAAUUUUGCAUGCGUAAUUAAGAUAUUUGAUGAAAACACUAGUGACUUUCAUCAAGUAUCCAAAUGGCAUCUUGUGAUCAAAUAAGUGAUUAUCAUUGGCUGAAUUGCUCAUGAAUUAUUAAUGAAUUUGAGAAAGUUAAUAAAACAGCCAGUGAGAGCAAAUUUUGAAAGAUAUGUAGACCAAAUAACUCAAUAUGUUAUACCGCUUCUAAAUAUUUGGAAAAUUUAAACUAGAAUCCAAGUUAUUGGUCAGCGAAAAUCGAAAAAUCGCGUCGCGUUGUCGAAUCGCGUCCGGUGUGUCUGGACCUUAAGAGACACAACCAUGCUGAUAAAAAAUCGCUUUUCACGAUGCGCACACUCUCGGACUUGGGAGAGGCAAUACCCCCAAAAUGGCGGAAAAACACACCCUGUGUGCACAACAUUAAAUACAUUUAAAAAUAUCUCUAUUCUAGUGCCGUCACGUGCCCCGACAAAUCUUCGCGUCGUCAAUCGAACAUCUUCAACAAGCUUACAGCUAUCGUGGGAUCCAGUUCCCCAGGACUACAUACACGGCAUUCUGUCUGGUUACACAGUGCGUUAUCAAGCAAUUGAAGAGGGCGCCGGGGUUAAAAUAACAGAAAGUCGGUUUUCCACAUUGAAUGUACCCGCUCAUGUUAAUUCGGUGGAAAUACGUAACUUGGCGUCUUACACUCGAUACAAGUUGACCAUGUUCGCCAAGACAAAAGUCGGCAAUGGAGUCUUUAGUAAGGCUGUUGUUGGAGGUAUGUUAAAGCCCGUUUGCACUUGCAAUUUUGGCUGCGAUUUUAGGUGCGAUUUUCUUCUCCUGAUUUAUGUGAACGAGUGGAUGAGUUAGGCAUGUUUAGAUUAGGGUGCAUAUACUCCGAGCAUUCAUAACUAGUUAACUUGUUUGCAGACCUAUAACAACUUGUGCGUUUUUAUGUGUAUAACAAGUUGGUGUUAACAAGCUGGUAACAUGUUGUUACAAAUCUGUUCACAAGCUAUCGACAAGUUUUGUAAGCACUGCUUGUUUUCAGUUAUUGUAACAAGUUUGGAACAAGCUGUUAACAACCUGUAACAAGCUCGAUGGCAUUAUCAGACUUGUUACAAGGUUGUUCUAACAAGUCCGAUGCAAUAAUGAUAUAACAAGAAUGUUACAAGGUUGACGACAUAACGUUGUAACAAUAUUGUUAUUUCAUGACUGUAUCAGACUUGUUGGAACAAUCUUGCAACAAGUCUGAUAAUAUCAAAAGGUUGUUACAAGUUAUUAACAGCUUGUUCCAAACUUGUUGACAACUUGGGACAAGCAGUGCGAACACAACAUGUUGACGGCUUAAUUGUUGUUUGAUUACAAACCUCCCUGAAUUUCAGACACCUGCAGAUGUCACGUGAACAUGUCAACAAACUGGUGGAAAAUAAAACCAUACAUUGAUCUGACGGAGGACUCAAAAUUAGCUGGAGUGUUCCCUGUUGUAUUACAUAAUAUGGUCACAUCCUGUUGCCAGUCUUGUGGGACACAUAGAACCACAAAAGUCGAGUUUUUGACGAAGGAUAGUGUCAGGAAUUCGCUUGAAGAUGUACGCAAUGGUAUAAGUGAAAGUGACCUAAGUUUUCCAGUGUAUGGUAGUUCAGACCAGGAGACGUAUGGUGCCUUGUAUGGUUAUGUACCAGUCAUAAAUUCACCUGGCGAAGCAUAUGUGGUAAAUCGUGAACCCGUCAAAACGUCUACAGAUAUAUUGGUUACACUGAUAUUUAGCUGCUGGCCUUUGCUUAUAUUGAGCUUGGUGUUUUCUAUACUGGCUGGUUUUGUCAUAUGGUUUCUGGUAAGUCUAGUUCUUGGUUUGCACUUGACGUCAUGGCUGUCAUGUUGGAGGACCGCUAACAAUUAGCUUUCCGACGUUGAUGAGUGGACUGGAACGAGUGUUAAAAAGUGCCCAAAUUAAGAAAUAAACCAAAUCACUAAAAAGACCACCUCAAAAUUACUGAGUAUACAUAGUUUGAAGACAUUUACAUGAAUACCCUUCGAAUAAUAAGCUUUCGAAAAUCGCAAUAUUUACAGUAUGAAAUGUACUGUAAUUUUUGUUUUUGGGACGCGCGUCCCAAAAACAGUCUUUUAAAUAAUAUCAGUAAUUUCACAAUUUUCGAAAGCUUAUUAUUCGAAGGGUAUUUAUGUAAACGUCUUCAAACUUUAUAUACUUAGUAAUAUUUUGAGGUGGUCUUUUUAGUGAUUUGGUUCAUUUCCUAAUUUGGGCACUUUUUAACACUCGUCCCCAGUCCUCUCAUCAUAAAUUGCUAUACUGGGAGAUUAUAAACCAGGAAAAUUUAAAUUUGUAGUUUGACGGCUAGUCAACUCUUUUUAACAAAAACAAGUCUUUUUAACUUUGCUAUGAAAGUUGCUUCGAUGACAUUUCAUACCACGCUAUUUGGGUUCGGAUCAGUCAUGUAUUCAUCACAGUGUUAGCCCUGAGACCUUCCUGUCAGCUAAGUUCCUCGACCAUUAAGCAUGUAGGCGACAGUAAACAAACUCGUUGAACCAAAUGAUUGCAGAAGAACUCUUUUCGUUUAUUAUCCAUCAUAUCAUUGUAUGAACAAUAAUACAGUUUAAGGAUUGCGGUUAACACAUGUUUAAGACCCAUUGGACGACUUGCGCUUUAGACUAAAUUUUAAUCUAAGUAAGAACAACGAAAUCUAUCACCACAGCUAGAAAGAGCGUCUUGGAAUUAGUAAUAUUACAAAGGGUUGGUUGCGAAAUGUUGUAAAAUACGGAAAUAUAGCCUUUCAAAGUUGGCAAAUUUGUUUUCUUUUGUAUUACGUGCGUGAAUUGGUAACUAAAUUAGUUACCAAUUUCCGCACGUAAUAGAAAUGUAUACAAAUUUGCCAACUUCGCAGGGCUAUAUUUUCCGUAUUUUACAACAUUUUGCAACCAAACUUUGCAGUUUUUCUAAUUUUGAUAACUUCUUUCCGAAAAUAUCCUUUGUUAUUCCCAGAUUAAAAAUUUUUCUAAAGCGCAAGUCGUCCAUUCCAAGUAGCAGUUGUCCAAGUUUGAAAUGUAUAAGCGUUGUAUACAAGACGUGAUAAUCUGUAUUUUGCCGUUGUAAAUAGAGCAACGCCGACGGCAACGUCUAAAACUUCGUUUAGUUUCGUGUAUUAAUAUGAUAUUAUUAGUCGUCCUCGUUGCACUUUCGUCCGGUCUGUUGAAGUUCUUAAUAACGGUAGUUCCUUUCAAUUAUAAAAGUGUAAAAUUUAAGGCUGUUUCUUGUCACGUCGCCGUACUAGAUUAAACCUUGCUUAAGUUCGCUAAUGGCAAAAAUUUGAUCUUAUCAUCGAUAGGUCCUGUACUACUAUUUACUUUUUCAAAUUUAGGAGUUUCGAUCAAACCCGGAACAAUUUCCUCCAAGAUUUGUGUUGGGUAUUUACCAUGGCAUCUGGUGGGCUUUCGUGACAGCUUCCACUGUCGGGUAAGAUUCUUAUUUUAAUAGUUUUGUCUGUGGAAACACCACGUAAAUUUAUUACUGCAAAGCUUUCGAUCCGUAAGCCCGGAUCUUCAUCAGUGCUAAUAAUAUGAACUAUGCUAGUAAUAUGAACUAAUAAUAUGAACUAUGUUUUAUCGGCAUGUAUAACGUACAAAGAACUUAAGAUUCUUAUUGUUGGUUUGCACUUCUUGUAAAUCUCAAAACAUUUAUUGAUUGCAAGCCAUCAAUCGAUUGCAAGCUACCAAGUCAAAUAUGGGGAAAAAUAAUUUAAAAUUUAAAGUUAUGUCAUUGCCGCUUUAUUGUUGAAUGAAUUUGAGAAAGAUUUUCUUCGAUUGCAAUAGGCUAGGCCCUUGCAGUUGGCCUAAAAACACUUCGCAUAAAGCCGGGAUCAAUGCAUGAAAGUUGCCAGUCAUUUAUAAAUUAAGAGUGUGUGUGUCUUUUUAGUUAUGGAGACCGUCGUCCUAAAACAGUUGGUGGUAAAAUAUUUUCUGUUGUGUGGACGUUAACCGGUCAUGUUGUCAUCCUCAUCCUAACUAGUUUAAUAGCGGGACAUUUGACAACGUAUUCUCUGAAGAUUGAUCGAAGUUUGUAUGGAAAACAAGUAAGAAAUGAUUUAUAUGAUGAGAGCAUCAUAAACUCAUGUUCAGUUUUAUCAAUACUCCUGACUGUUUUAUAUGUAUUUGUGGCGAAAAAAAUUGAGGACUUUCUGUUUUGUAUCGUGGAAAAUGAUCAUGAUAAAAUUUGGUCGUGCCGAAGUCACGAAGAACACACCGCUCCUCAACAUCGAAAAAAGUACUUUAAAACAUUUCUACUGUUCCAAAACUUGUUUUGUUUUAAAUUCCAGGUAUUCUUAGUUGGUUUUGAGCUUUUAGUCCUUGCUUGAACUAUAUGCUAUAAAACUGGAAAAAUUAAUGUUUUCAAAGUUGUAAUAUUUUCGUAAUUUCCCGUUCCUCCAAAACAUUUUUUAACAAAUAGAGUUUAAAUUUCGUUUUUCAGAUUGCAGCCAUUUUAAAUUCUCCUCAAUACAACUUUGCAAUUCGUCGUAAUGCCAAAGUUGGACGAAGUAAGUGACGUAAGACCGUCGGAAAUGACAUUUUUAGAGUCUUUCCUACCCAAUAUUUCAGUAUUUUAUUAUUGCUUAACAAUGAAGAUAAGUAUUAUUACUUACAGUUUAAUGUGACUACGAAAAUUGAGAAAAUUUUGGAAAUUUGGAGUCUCCAGAUCGUCAGAAAGGGUACUUGGCAAUGUCCCCCUGUUACGACGCGUCUCAACGUCUUUAGUUGGUCGAUUGUUAACUCUACUUCUGAUUCAGAGCAUAGAGUUCACUUUUUUAUGCCCUAUGAAUUACUUGAAUUUACCUGAAAAUCUACUGGAAAUCUACCUGAAAGAGCAAUUAUUAGGGGUGUUGCACCCCCCUCCCCCUCCACACCCCCGGUCGCUACGGCCCUAUGUAUAGUAGUUAUAUUUCAUACAUGUAUGACCCUGUGUAUAGUAGUUCUAUUUUAUACAUGUACACUUAAAGACUUCUGUUAAAUAAUGCACCCAUGCACAAUGACUCAAAGUAUUAAGUAAAAUUACUGAAAUUAUGAGAAAAUUUACUAAUUUGCUGAACAGAUAUGCUCUUCCGUGCUUGGUUUGGGAAAUUGGUACACUAUAUUAUAGUACUAUAAUAAAUACUAAUAGUCUUUUAAAGGUGAAAGAUAUUAGUUUUGAAAAUAUUUUGGGCUUCUACAUGAAAGUGUCGACUUGACCGUUGAAUAUUUGUGCAAUUGUUCUUGUAUAAUACCUUACAAUAAAUUAUAUUUUAUUCAGCGGUGUGUUACAAUGUAGAAGAUAUGGUGUCAGCCUUGAAAGAUCGGAAGGUAGAUGGUCUAGUAGUGGACACAUACGUCGCCGGCGCAAGAAAAGAAUUGUUCAGCGAAUACUUUCGUGUAAGAAAGAUUUUUGAUCAUAAGUCAGCGUAUGGUAUGGUCUUGGCUGGGGACGCAAUGAAAUUACAGACAUGUUUCACAAAAUUUCUCAAGGAAAAUCGUGCCAUGGUGUUUGCGGAGUUACGUAAAGUUGUCGAUGCCAUUGAGGUAUAGAUUUAUUUAGUUUUGUUGGCAAUGAGAUAUCUUUGUUGGUCUUUUGGUGUGACUGUUCAGAGGCAGUACAUGUUCUCGAAUGCAUGGUGCCCUAAUAGUCCAGUUUAUUGAAAGUCUCACUCAUUGGUGAGCGGAUUUCCCAACAGGCUAUUAUUGCCCAAUAGACAAUUCCCAUUAGAGACUAAUUUUAAAACUAGGCAAGGAGAUGCAAAUAAAUCACCACAGCUAGAAAGAGCAUAUAAAAAUGAGUGAAUUUGCAAAGUUUGGUUGCGAAACGUUGUAAAAUGCGGAAAAUAUAGCCUUGCAAAAUUUGCAAAUUUUGUAUACUUUUGUAUUGCGUGCGGAAAUUGCUACCAUUUUCGGCCCAAAUGUGGUAGGAAUGUGGCAGGAAUUGCCGCACGCAAUACAAACGUAUACAAAAUUUGCGAACUUUGCAAGGCUAUAUUUUCCUCAUUUUACAACAUUUCGCAACCAAACUUUGUAAUUUUACUAAUUUUAGUAUGCUCUUUCUAGCUGUGGUGAUUUAUUUGCAUCUCCUUGCCUAGUUUUAAAAUUUGUCUAUAAUGGGAAUUGUCUAUUGAUAUCCGGGUAACCUAUACGAUUCAACGUCGUUAUCCAUUUACCAUGUCAAUGCAAAGGUAGCUCUUUCUCCUCAAUUACUUUAAGACCUUGAGUAGAGUUCCGACCAAGGACUGAACCCCAGUCUCCCAGCUUCAAAGGCAAGCGCGAAAAUUAAAGGCACAGUUCAGCCUUUUGAACGAUGGUUUUAAGGCGCAUUUGAGCCCUUUUAAUUGAAAAAACUAACUAGGAAAAUCAAUUAAGCAUAAUUCAAAAUCAGUAAACUCGAUGUUUUUAACAAUAUAAGUGUUUAAAAUGUUAAGUUUGGUGAUCUUGAAUUAUGCUUAAUUGAUUUUCCUAGUUAGUUUUUUCAAUUAAAAGGGCUGAAAUGCGCCUUAAAAACCAUCGUUCAACAGGCUGAACUGUGCCUUUAAGGACGUCAGUGUUAGAUUAAAAAUGUCGACAUGCAAAUAUUGACAAUAAAAUUGCGUUUUGAACAAUGUCACAUUUUACUGACUUUUGACUCUUUCUUUUCAGCCUUUUAUAGUCCUUUUCAGCCUUUUAUAGUCCCUUUUAUAGUCCUGAUAUAUGGCCUUGAAAGUCCUUGAAAAAUCUGUACGUACCCUCUAGCUGUUUAUAAGUUAAAGAGUCAUUGUCAACCACAAUGCAUUGUGCCCCCAAACCUGCUUGGUGGCCAUUUUAAUGGCGGAAUAAUAGAUGUUUUGGUUUUCAAUCCAUAAUAUAUUACUACCAUCCUAUGGUUAUACUUGCUCAUUUUAACUUUUUUAUACUAAAAUUGCAGCUAUUUCAGCAAGAUGUAAACAAAUGCAUUGUGGUUGACAAUAACCCUUUAAUGGUUUUUAUACUACUUGUCGGGUUCAUGUAGGUUUACAAAGGUUGAAAAAAUCACCAUCCGCGGUGGUUAGCGUCAUCCGACCUUCGUACAAGCGGCCGCUGUAGCCCAGGCCUUCUCGCCUGGGUUGUUCGGUUUCGGUUCUGAGCGUCUGGAGAAGGCCCAUUCUCGUACCCAAAGCCCUUCUACCCGCGCGUAAGAAGGGCUCUGGGUACGAGAAUGGAGAAGGCCUAGCAAAAUUCGUUAAUUCCGAACUUUCAGCACAUUUGUCCCAGAAGGACAUUUGCUAGGCCUUCUCGCUUCCACCUCUCCCCAGGCUUCCCAAGCAAGUGCGCGUAGCGGAACCGAAAGGCAGGAACUAGGCCACGGCCGCUGUAUAGUUUCCCAGUUCGCUAUCUACUAUUUGUUGUUUUUUCCAUAUUUUCAUUCCAGGAACCAAAGCUCAGUGAAUCUCUGACUCGAUCAACCAAAUUAUUUGAUCCAACUUCAAGUCAUACUUAUAAGUCCAUGUUAUACUGUACCGUUAUUCUGUGCGGACUGGUAUUGGCGUCUUUACUUUAUGAAGGAAAUCGCCGUCGAAAAAAGAAAAAUAAAGGUAUAUACUGA